AUGACGCUGACGGUGCGGCGCCGUGCGGUGUGCGCGUUGGCGCUCCUCGCGCUGCUCUGCGGCUGCUGCUGCGCAACGGCGGCGGCUGCUUCUUCGGCUGAGGAGGAGGUGGAUGUGUCGGUGCAGAUUUCGUGCGCGGACAGUGACAACAAGUUGAGUUGGCGCUUUCCUGGUGAAGGUGCCUGGCAGAAGUGUGCAUUCACUGUGGAUGAGUCUUUCAGAAUGAGUGGAGCCAUUGGCGACGAUGAGAACUCCCUCUGCGCCUGGGCCGGAGCUCAGUACUUUCCUUCCAGUUCAGCGAGUGGUAGCGUCUGCUCUGGAGCCACGGCAGAGAAUGCUCCUGCGCUCACGAUGAGGUGCAAAACGAAGAAAAGCAGUGGAGCGUACAAGCGGUCAGUGGCAGCAAACAAGCAACCCGGCGGUGCGGUUUCUGCGGCUGCGGGCAGCGAGCCACUUGGCGCGCUGACGGAGUGUCAAGUGCAGCCGCCCGGUGAGGGAGCGGCGGAUGGGCGCGGCGGGGUUGCGCCUGGGGGACCAUCGCCGCCAACGGCAGCAGCCUCGUUGUUCCGCGCGUGUUGA
This is a messenger RNA of Trypanosoma conorhini, 579 nucleotides long. RefSeq names its product mucin-like glycoprotein. Bases 1 to 579 code for a protein of 192 amino acids. The transcript has a single exon. The record is from RefSeq and is a predicted model, not a curated record. NCBI's taxonomy places the organism in Eukaryota, Euglenozoa, Kinetoplastea, Trypanosomatida, Trypanosomatidae.